Podarcis raffonei (Aeolian wall lizard) is the source of this 857-nucleotide messenger RNA. Its product is annotated as lipopolysaccharide-induced tumor necrosis factor-alpha factor homolog. The record is from RefSeq and is a predicted model, not a curated record. Gene Ontology annotation, molecular function: zinc ion binding. The transcript has 5 exons. Lineage: Eukaryota; Metazoa; Chordata; Lepidosauria; Squamata; Lacertidae. Bases 166 to 723 code for a protein of 185 amino acids.
UAAGCCAUCUGUCAGCAUCCUCAUCUCUACAAGGGCAACACCAUGCUCUUCCCCUUCCCUGGGACAACGACAGCAUCCAACCUGAGGAUAAAGUGAUUGGAAAUUUUGGGAGGGGAAACCGGUCAUCUCAUCUUGUUCACAGUCUACUGAGACAAACCACCAGAAAUGGAGCAACAAAAAAAGACCGUCUCGAUCCCCAUGAUGCCCCUGGCACAGCAGCCGGAACCAUUUGCACCAGGAUAUUCAUCACCAUACCCACAACAGUCAUCAUAUAAUCCGGAACCUUACGCCCAGGAACCUUACGCCCAGGAACCCUAUGCACCAGAUCCAUUCUGGCCAGAACCUUCUACUUCAUCAGGUGGCUAUGGCUAUGGAAAAAGCGGUGAUGGCUACGACUGUCCAUCUCCACCACCAUAUUCAUGUCAAGAUGUCCCUUGUGAUCAAGUAGGACCAAUUGAAAUGGACUCUGGUCCUCCGGUGGUGGUUGCGGGAAUCUUCUCAAGCAAGCCAGCGUCCACCAUCUGCCCUUGCUGCCGCCAGAUCAUUACGACGGAGGUCGUCUAUCGUGUAGGAACUCUGACAUACAUAGCUUGCAGUGCUGUGUGUGUGAUGGGAGGCUGCAUGGGCUGUUGCCUCAUACCUUUCAUGACGAAUUGUUGCAAGGACGUAGACCAUUACUGCCCUAAAUGCAGGUACCACAUCUACCGAUACAAGAGACUAUAGACGCCUGGAAGAAAAGCCAUUUGAGGCCAACUCGCAGGAAAUCAAGCUGGAAGAGAAUCUCCUUUCCUUCGGUGAAAUCAUGCAUUGACUCUUGGGACUGUUCCGGGUGCAGAAUUGCUCAGCAGUUUCCCACU